Molecule: messenger RNA, 2564 nt
Organism: Falco peregrinus (peregrine falcon)
Lineage: Eukaryota; Metazoa; Chordata; Aves; Falconiformes; Falconidae
Product: ammonium transporter Rh type B
Exons: 10
Coding region: 65-1432 (455 amino acids)
Biological process (GO): ammonium homeostasis; ammonium transmembrane transport
Cellular component (GO): plasma membrane
Molecular function (GO): ammonium channel activity
Source: RefSeq, a predicted model, not a curated record
CAGCACGUCUCUCCUCGUGUCUCCCCAGUUUCAGGGAGUUUGCCUGCCCUGGGCACCCCAUGGCAUGGCUGAGCACACUGCUGCCUCAAGGCUCCGGCUCUCCGGGCUGUGCUUCCUCCUCCAAAUCCUCACCAUCAUCCUCUUUGCCAUCUUUGUCCGGUACAGCCCAGAGAGCAGCCCCAGCCUCUGCUCCCAGCAGCUGAACUGCAGUUGGAGAAACCAGGACUCGGGUUUUCAGCACCCUCGUUUCCGGAAUGUCCACCUCCAAGUUCUCCUUGGCUUUGGGCUCCUGGUGGCCUUCCUUGGCCGCUACGGGCCAGGCAGCGUGGCCAUCAGCAUCCUUAUCGUGGCCUUCGCCAUCCAGUGGGCUGUACUGAUCCAGGGCUUUUUCUCCUUCUUCCUGAAUGGCAAAAUUUACGUGGGAGCUCAGAGCAUGGUCAGCGCCGACUUCUGCACCGCGGCCGUGCUGAUCUCCACCGGAGCUGUUCUGGGCAGGGUAAACCCUGCCCAGCUGCUGCUGCUGACCCUGCUGGGAGUCACCCUCUUCACCCUCAAUGAAUACAUCCUGCUCAGCCUCAUGGGGGUAAGCGACAGCGGGGGCUCCUUGACCGUCCACACCUUCGGUGCUUAUUUCGGCUUGAUGGUUUCACGGAUCCUGCACCAGCCCCAUACGGCCAAGAGGAAAGAGCAGCAAGACACAGGCCACCAGCCAGAUAUCUUUGCUGUCAUCGGAACCAUCUACCUGUGGAUCUUCUGGCCCAGUUUCACCUCAGCCACCACCAUCCGUGACAAUCCUGAGCCCUGGGCAGUGCUCAACACCUACUUCUCGCUGGCGGCGAGCACCCUGGCCACCUUUGUCCUCUCACCUGUCCUCUACGAGGAGAGCACCCUGUGGGCGGUUCAGAUCCAGGAUGCCGCCUUGGCUGGUGCGGCCGUGAUGGGUAUGGCUGGGGAGAUGCUGGUCACCCCCUUCGGGGCCCUCAGCGCGGGGUUUCUGGCCGGCUUGAUCGCCCCACUUGGCUUCAGAUUCCUCACGCCCGUCCUGUGCUCCAGGCUGAAAAUCCAGGACACGUGUGGGGUUCACAACGUCCACGGGCUGCCAGGGAUCCUGGGCGCCUUGCUGGGGACACUGCUGGCGGCACUGGCCACCGCAGAUGCUUACGGUGGCAGGCUGGAGCUGGUGUUCCCACUGGUGGCCCAGGGCAGCCGGACACCCCGCGGCCAGGCGCUCUGCCAGCUCUGCGCCCUGCCCAUCACCCUGCUGCUCGCCACGCUCGGGGGCUGCCUCACGGGAGCCGUCCUGAAAAUGAAGGGGCUGAGAUCUCCCCCGGACACGCCGUGCCUGGAAAAUACGGUCCUCUGGCAGGUGCCCGAGGAAGGAUGUGACCCCAGGGCAAGCGAAAAGGAACCAGGCACCAGCACCUUGGUCUAAUGACCCCACCGGUGAGGUCCUGCACCACCAGGCUCAACCCUCUACCAGCAUCACCAGUGCCAGAUAGCUUCUGGCAGCCUGAAUGUCCCAGCAGUCUGCUCCGGAGACAGCCAGGCUUGUCCCCAUGCAGGAGCCACCUCCUGGUCCCAGCGGUUUUGGGAGCAGGUGGGUGCCCACAGGUCUUUGCAGGGUGAAGAGAUGCUGCAGUGAUACAGGUCCUUGCUGUAGGAGCGACCUGGCUUGCUCCAAGGACACCUCAGGGUGUCUGGACUUAGCUCUGCUCCGUGCCUCAGUUUCCCCAUCGACUGCUCUCUGAAGAGAGGAAGGGCAUGAGGGGGGCUGUGUUGGGGAAGGGGCAUACCAGGCUCCCCAGAGAGCAGCAGAAACUUUCUACAGACAUUUUUGUACACAAUUAAACCACGUAGAUCUUUUGUAGCUUCAGGAUUUGCUGGUGAAUUCAUGCGGCACCUGCCCAGCUUUGCUGCCUGAGUUUCCUUCAGGUUUCUUUCCAGGGAGGAAAGCAAAGCCCCCAAGACCCCCCUUCACCCUAAAGACUGGUGCCCCUGCGGUGGGUUUCAUGGGUUGCUGCAUCCCAGUUGUCCCUCUCCCCUAGGCAGGGGGACUCUCCUGGAGCUUUGGCCACCAGAAGCUGCGACAGCCCAGAGCAGCCAGCACCCAGGGGUGAGACCAGGGUGGCACGAGGGUCCCCAGCGUAGGACCCUUACCACCUUGCACCAGGGACUGGGACCAAGAAAAAGCCCCCCUCCUCAAAACAGGAAAGCGUCCCCCAGGAUGCACCGCCACUGGGAAAGGGAUGCUCCUGUGGUCAUUGCAGCCCCCAGGUGCCCCUGCUUUCCAGGACCCCCAGUAGCACCCAGCACCCCGGAGCAGGUUUGAGCACCCUGGGAAUGUAGCAGCCUGAGCGAGACCAAGGGGGUGUCCUGCAGCACCUGGAGCAGGGGCACAGCCCCGGGGGGGGACAGUGGCCGUGCUGGGGGUCCCCGGUCAGAGGCGGCCCUGGGGGUACCCACCUCCAGCACACCCAGGGAGGCUGCCAGACGCUUUCACACCUCCAGUGCCAGACUCUGGCGCUCGCCAUGUGGGGUUCCCGUGGGUGCAGGUGUCCCCAGCU